AUGGUCCGUAGGUCGAGUAGCCCGAAACUCAAUACAAGGAAUUCGUUUGAGCUACUUAGAGAGACCGGAGAACCCUUGGUCAACGUCAAGGAAGAACCGGAGUACGAAGGGACAAACCUAUUGGUACCCGGUGCCCCUCGUAAGGAUAGGGGAGCAUCUAGAGAACCCUCUGACCCUCCGGACACCCCUUCGCCUGAGUCUAAGGUUGACAAGGGAAAGGGGCGCAUGUUAGGCUCGCCGAAGUCUGACGAUGGAGGAAACUCGAUUGCUACCUUCGACGAGAAUGUCAUGAUAUCUGGUCUAGACGUACAUGAUAUGAAUCCAGAGCUUCAACAACGGGCGCUGGACACUUACAAUGCCGCAUUGAAGACCCAGCAUCAUGAUACGAAGGCCGCCUCGGGAUCGGGCAAUCAUGCUGGUGUCGAUCUCGGUCUCGAGUCGCCUUCAAAGUUCUUCACGGCCCAUCGCGAGGCCGUCAAUGUCGCCGAUCGUGCGCGGGUAGAGACGGAGUUGCUACUUCAAGACGCCUUGGAGCACAACCGGCUGAUUAUGGAGCAACUCAACGCUGAGCGUGCCCUCGUGUCCGACGUCACGAAAGAGGUAGCCGCCUUGCGACAAUGGAAGGAUAAUCAGGGUCAGAACCCGGAACGGCCGGACAGAGCACGUAUCGCCCCUUCCAAACCGAAGGAAACCGACUCGCCGACCUUAGGCCCUGCCUUGACUAAAGGAUACGGGACUUCGUCGGCCUCGGUAUUCGGAGGGUCGGGACGUUACAGCACCAAUACGGUUGAGGACAAACGGGUCGGCCAUGCAUCGAUUAUGAGGCCUGCAGACCGAAUCAUGCCGAAUAGCUCGUUAGGCAAGGUCAUUCGCAACAAGCUUGCUGAGGUGAAACGAGCCAUGAUGGCAUUAGAAAUCCUAGAAGCUUGUGAGCAGAAAGAACGAGGAGAACUGGCGGCCGCCAGACAUGAGAACCAGCGGAAAUUACAGUCUGGGGCACCUACUAAGCCCGCCGAGGGCAGCAGGACCUUUGCGAAAGCUAAGGUAGCAGCUGCGAAGGCGAGCGAACGGGGCCACUCCGUAACGAAACCAGAAGGACACAAAUCGGCGACCCGAACAUCGUGGCCGUCCGAUAAUGAUGGCCGGAAGGAUAAACGACCUGUACGCCCAAAGCGGUUGAGCGACGAGGACAAGAAGGCCUACAUCGCUGAUGGGCGAUGCUUUGAUUGCGGACAGACUGGUCAUAUGUCUCGUAAUUGCCCUGGCAUGCAUCAGGUUAAAGGGAACCGGAAGAAGGGCGUACCUCCCGGUGUUCCCAGCUACGCGGGAGCGAUAUCCUUCGGUGAUUCAGUAGAACUCGCAGAUGGCGAUGAAUUGCUAACGGAGGUAACCUCGGCGUCAGUACGAUUCGUAACGGAAGAUGAUAGUGGACUUCCUUUGUACAUGGAAACCGAGCCCACCAUCCGCAGUGAUGGUCUAGACGACGAUGGGAACCCUCCGACUGCCAUACUACCUUGGGUAGAGGUCACGUAUGACUGGCGUCAUCUCGCUCGACUAGACCAGAAGGCGGAAUAUCUGUCCUACCUCGAAGCUCAGGGGUUCAACCAACGUCUUCAGAUUGCAGAAGCGGCUUACCGACUACAAUCGUCGCCUAAUGGUUUACAACCCGACUCGGAUAUCGUGGAUCAUCAGUUGGACCCGCGGUUCUGGAGCACCGACGAGAUCGGCGAUCCUGUCGCGGAACGAUUAGAACUCAUGAUGAGUCGCAACAUCGCAGCCUAUCCUCAUCUGUGGCAUGUAUGGCGGGUGAUCAAACCCCCUGGGUGA
Punctularia strigosozonata HHB-11173 SS5 is the source of this 1827-nucleotide messenger RNA. RefSeq lists its product as uncharacterized. The record is from RefSeq and is a predicted model, not a curated record. The coding region runs from base 1 to 1827 and encodes 608 amino acids. The transcript is spliced from 3 exons. Gene Ontology annotation, molecular function: nucleic acid binding; zinc ion binding. NCBI's taxonomy places the organism in Eukaryota, Fungi, Basidiomycota, Agaricomycetes, Corticiales, Punctulariaceae.